AUGCUGGCCUCAUUUUCGCGACCACAACGGCAACCUCUCCGAGUGUUGAUAGACUCCUCGCUUCCUUUGGCCCAUUGUUCGGCCUCCCCUGAACCUACUUCUUCUCCUUCAUCCGAAUCCAGUUUAACGACAUCGGGUUUGACGCCCAGUACAGGCGACCCGGAGUGGCUCAUCUGCAACGUGAUAUGUAUGUUUGACUUCGAGUCAGACGAUCCAGAUCAUCUCUCGUUCACCCGCAAUGAGAUUCUCGCCGUUGUGAAGAUGGAGGAUUCAGGUUGGUGGGCUGCUAUGCGUCCCGAGGGGGACCGUCUCGGGUGGAUUCCAAGCUCCUUCGUAGAGCGUCUCACGGAAACAGCCGUAGAAGAGCCAGAUAAGGAGGACGUCCACACCUGGAUCCAUAACCUUGAAGAAAACAAGGCGAGAAAUUCCGAAUCAGAGACUGAUUCGGAAUGUAUACAACUCAGGGACAUAUUGAAUACUGUGUCGGAUGUGGCGAAGCCCCUGUUACUACCCAGUAACCAGUUGCGUCGUGAAGAUUCACGAAGGAGCAGCCAAAUUUAUGACUCUUUCUUCAGCUUGUUUGAUGAUGAACCGUCACCAUAUGGUUUAACCCGUCCUUCCCCUUUUCCUUUGCACAGCAUGUCACAACCCUCCCCCCCAGUCCAGCGUUCGAAGUUCCUUAUAAACCACCCGGAAAACUCGACGACCUACAAUUGUCAUGCUUCAGUAUUGAUCCAGAGCGCUCUCUGCCAUCAUCGCCUUAUCCCCGCCGCCCCCGCCGUCUAG
Messenger RNA from Suillus subaureus, 786 nucleotides. RefSeq lists its product as uncharacterized. The transcript is spliced from 2 exons. The record is from RefSeq and is a predicted model, not a curated record. Gene Ontology annotation, molecular function: protein binding. Lineage: Eukaryota; Fungi; Basidiomycota; Agaricomycetes; Boletales; Suillaceae. Bases 1 to 786 code for a protein of 261 amino acids.